AUGUUCACUGACAAGAAAUUGAAAGAGUACAAUGAUCGUGAAGAACGGUUUAAACAAGCUAUUGAAGAAGCUCAAAAUAAUAAAACCGCUUCCAUAAAUUCAAUUGCAAAUAAAUAUAGAGUUAGUAGGACUACUUUAUCAAGAAGAAUUCAUGGUUUUAAAAACACUAGAACUUCACAUGAAAAACAACAAAAAUUUACAAAUGAUGAAGAAUUAAUCAUUAUUGAAAGAAUUAAUCAAUUAUUAAAGAAAAGUUCACAAAUCCCAAGUAAAAAGGAAAUCUUGGUCAUAUGUGAAGAUUUAUUAAAAACAAAAUAUAUGGAUAAACAACAACAACCAGAAAAUGAAAGCUUUUUCAAAGUUGGUAAAAAUUGGAUUGAUAGAUUCUUAGAAAGACAUAAUGAUAAAUUAAUGAUUAAUGAAAAAACUUCAUUAUGUGAAUACUAUAAAUAUGAAUUCUUACAAAGGAAAAAAUUAAGAUCAAAUCGUGAUUUUAAAUCUGAAGAUGAUGAAAGUUCAAGUAAUUCUCCUUCAAUUCAUGAUGCUGAUGAAUUACAACAUCCUUCAACUUUAUCACACCAUCCAUAUCAACAACAACAAUACCCUCAACAACCUUUACAAUAUCAACAACAAUUCUUACCUCAACAACAUCGUCCAUUAUUCCCUCCUCCUCCAACUGGUGAUUAUAUCUAUCCAAGUAAUAUGAAUCAAGAAAAUCAAAUGAAUAUACCCAAUCAAUUUCAAAUACCAGGUUUAAUACCACAAGCAAGUUUUAAUACAUCAGAUUUAUCAAAUUGGAAUGCUGGUAAUAUUAAUAGUGUACCAAUGAAACCAAGUAAUAAAUUACCUUAUUCUCAAUCAAUGAAUUUCCAAUAUCCUCAACCUCAACAAACACAACCACAACAACCGCAACAACAACAACAAACACCAUCAACACCAUCACAAGCACAAGCACAAGGAAAUAGAAAUACAGGUUUUGGUCCGAAUAGUAUUUUAAAUAAUCACGGAGUUCAUUUGAAUGGAAAUGCAGUUGUUAAUAUUUAUCCAGAAGGUGGUCCAAUACCAAAUCAACAACAACAACAAGUUCAACCUCAAACUACCAAUUCAUCAACACCAUCAAAUACAAAUAAUGUCAAUCCUUAUUAUCAAACCACCCCAAUUGGUCCUCCAAGUGGUUUAAAUAAUUAUACUGCUCAUAAUCAACAAAAUCCAUUAUUACCACCACAUACAAACAUGGUUAUCCCAACUCCUCAACAACAACAAGCACAACAAUUACAACAACAAGAUUCAAAUCAAUCACAACAAUCAUCAGUUCAAGAUCAAGAACAAAAACCAAAAUUAGAACAUCCUUCAAAUAUUGAUUUAAUGGAAUUUUUCAAUUCUGAACAAAGAUUUUUUUUUGAAAAUGCGAGGAUUAAAUUAUUAUCUGAAUUAGAAAAAUCUCAACCUGAUUUAAAUUUUGUUACAAAAUUAAUUAAUUUAUCUUUUGAAAAUUUUGGGAAAGAAUUGAAUACAAAUAAUGCUGUUAAUGCUGCUGCUGUUAAUGGUGGGUUUAUUCCGUCAUACCAUUGA
Molecule: messenger RNA, 1572 nt
Organism: Hansenula ciferrii
Lineage: Eukaryota; Fungi; Ascomycota; Saccharomycetes; Phaffomycetales; Wickerhamomycetaceae
Product: Chromodomain-helicase-DNA-binding protein
Exons: 1
Coding region: 1-1572 (523 amino acids)
Source: RefSeq, a predicted model, not a curated record